GCACAUGUGGAGGUGCUCUGGGUCACAUGUGUCCACAUUCUGUUAGCAAUUUAUAUAAUAAUAAUUAUUAUUAUAAUAAAAAGCAGUUAUUAGGGAGCUUGUUAGUGUUUGUUAUGUUUCAGACAUUUGCCGAUGUUUUAUGUUAAUGAGAUGUUAAUGACACUGCAGCUGCUUCUGGUUAGAAAAUGAAACUGCUCUGCCAUGUGGCAGCUUUGUGCACAAACCAUCCGAUGAUGUUACAUGACCGUGAUCGUGUGUGUGAAUCUCCAGCCUGCUACAGAGAUGCCUGGAGGCCAGUACCAGGUGACGAGCCCCAAGCUCCACCACUGCCAAUACAGCCUGACCGACAGCUCCUUCGCAGACUCCGAGGACGAGGAUGCCAAGGCCCAGCUGCCACUCACCCCCCUGCAGAAGCUCACCACAGACAUGUGCAAGGACAUGAAGACCAUCAAGGAGCUGAACAUAGGCCGCAGGGUGGGCUUCUACAAGGUCCGUGGGGAGAUCGGGUACGGGACCUUCUCCAGGGUCAAAAUGGCGUUCCACGCUCUGGCUAAAGACAAAGUGGCCCUGAAGGUCCUGGAUAAGACGAGGCUGGACGCUCAGGCCCAGCGUCUGCUCUCCAAGGAGAUCAGCAGCAUGGAGUUCCUGCAGCACCCCAACGUGGUGCGUCUGUACGAGGUGGUGGAGACGCCCAGCCGCCUUUACCUGGUGCUGGAGUACGCAGGAGGAGGCGACCUCCACGACAAGAUCUACAACGAGGGGAAAUUUACAGACAACACCAGCAAGAUCAUCUUCGCACAGAUCCUCUCUGCUAUCAAAUACAUGCACAACAUCAACAUCAUCCACCGUGACCUGAAGGCAGAGAACGUUCUGUUCACCUCCAGCGGCUGUGUGAAGGUGGCUGACUUUGGAUUCAGCACGAAGGUUCCGAACCGUAACGACGCCCUGGACACCUUCUGUGGCUCUCCGCCCUACGCUGCCCCGGAGCUCUUCAGGGACGAGUCUUACCUGGGGCCUCCGGUGGAUGUGUGGGCCAUGGGGGUCCUGCUUUUCUUCAUGGUGACCGGCACCAUGCCGUUCCGCGCUGAAACCAUGGGCAAGCUGCGGCGCUGCAUCAUUGACGGAGCCUACACCAUCCCCCCCUGGGUAGCCGGUCCCUGCCAGAAACUCAUCAAGGGCAUCUUGAAGCCAGUCCCUGCCGAACGCUACGCCGUCGACCAGAUGAUGGGCUGCGAUUGGCUCUUGCCUGUGGAGUUCCCCUGGUCGUUGGUGCGUCAGGAACCAGUGAGCCCUCUGCGGGGCCUGCUGGGCUCCGAGUACGGGGACCUGGAGGAGGAGGAGGAGGAGGAGAUCAGGAACUCGCUGGAGGAGCUCGGCUUUACCGCUGUGCAUCUACGGAACAAUCGGCCCACAGACAGCCGCAGCCCCGUCACCGGGGUUUAUCGAAUCCUGCUGCACCGAGCGCAGAAGCGCAGGGGCUGCGACUGUCCCCCUGUGGUGCGAGGUAUGGUGAGGGACCCGAAGAGAGAGGGGCUCCGAGCCUACAAGGGCCUCAGACACACCUCCAAGCUCUGUGUGCUUUCAUGACUGUUAGAUCAGCUUUUUUUGUUUUUACAGAUUCUUUUAUACGGGAAUUUUUUUUUUAUCUUAUAAACACUGUUUAUAUUCAUUGUUUAAAAGACUGUUUAGUUUUUACUGUCAAAUCCUUUUUUUUAUCGUUUGUAUUAAAGUGAAGUGCCUGACGACAGGAAACAACAGUAACAGUUCUGAGUGUAAAAUGUUUUUAACUUUACUGCAGCAACUCUUUAACCUUUUCAUGACUUGUGAUCCCUUAAGAAUAAAGCAAAGCUCCUGGAAACCUCUCAGGCUCGAGUCGUGCAGCACUUUCUCUAUCUUGCCGAACGACACUGACACAGGGAUUAAAGGAGCCAGGGAUUGACCCUCUAAUUAGUGGACGACCCACUCUACCCUCUGAGCCACAGCCGCCCCAUCUCAACAUGGCCACAAAUAUCUGCCCUCUCACCGUUUCUUCUUUCAUUAACAGGUUGAGUCCAAACUGGCUUCAACGGCUGCAGACGUAUGAUGAGAUGUUCAGGUUCCUGCAAACUUCACACUGAUACGAAACAAAACACAAUCAUCAUCAUUAUUGUCUUUUUAUUGCAUAAACUCUUUCAUGCAAAAUAUAUUUGUGCACAUGCAUUUUGUGCAUCUUUCCUUUUGUGCAUGCAGGGUUUUGGAAAGUGUGCAGAUUACAAAGGAAGUGAAAAACUUCGACCCAUUGAAACCAGUCCUGUGGUUUUGAAAAGACUCGUAUUGUUACUGAAAGAAGAAGUAAUGUGGUGAAAGGCUGAUGUGUGUGUGUGACGCAGGUUUCAUUGUUGAGCUGCAGAGCAGGUGGCUCCUCCUGCUGCUCCUGCUGCUGCUGCUCCCCUCUCCUCCCCUCUCUGUGGCCUGUUUACCAAAGUUUCACCAAGUGCCUGCGAGUAAACAAUAGCGUGGACAGCAGCUGGCAGGACAGCAGAUGAUACUCGGGACCUCCACAACCGGCCCAAACCAGUCAGACCCGACCCAGCUGCCCCCCCCCUCCGGCACUG
Molecule: messenger RNA, 2594 nt
Organism: Paralichthys olivaceus (Japanese flounder)
Lineage: Eukaryota; Metazoa; Chordata; Actinopteri; Pleuronectiformes; Paralichthyidae
Gene: nim1kb
Product: NIM1 serine/threonine protein kinase
Biological process (GO): intracellular signal transduction; microtubule cytoskeleton organization; protein phosphorylation
Cellular component (GO): cytoplasm
Molecular function (GO): tau-protein kinase activity; protein serine/threonine kinase activity; ATP binding
Source: RefSeq, a predicted model, not a curated record